AAAUUUCAAGCACCACUGCAGGUCUAUACAAAGUAACUUUACUUAAAAUUUUCAUUUUUAUAUGAAGUGAAAGUGCUCUGUACCUCCCAGUUCCUGCCCAGCCUCUCUUUAUCAACUUGCAAAUGUAUGUUUUAGUCACUUAUGGGUUCCUUGUUGCAUCCCUAGCACUCCCUAAAUGCUUUACACUUUAUAUGUUUAUAUAAGAGAAGAACGUUUCGUAAUGGGUUAAUACCUUAAUUUUUUUGGUCUUCAGCCAUGAAAGCUGUUGCGAAAGUAAACAAAAAAAAAAAAAAAAUAGAUCAGAGUACAUCUGCAAAGAAGACACACUGAGCCCGGUAUUAAAGAACAGCUUAUUUAAUCUUCUCUGACCCUGUUACCAUGUCUCGUGUCAUAAAAAAAAUAAGCCUCAUCUGUUUAAUGAUCAUUUGCGUUUCAUUUUUCUUUUUCGGUGUUUUCUUUGAACGCCCAAAAAAUGUUGUAAAGGAUCAGAGUCCUGUAAAGAAUCAGCCUACCUUUGUCUGGGGACAUGAGACAUUAAAUGUUUCAUUAUCUGAAAAAAGCACAAUAAAGGUCAAUGAGGCCACACAAAAGAAGGCACAGAAAAAUGACUUACCAACAGUAAAAAAAUCCAUAAAAAACAAUGAAGACAAAUUGUGGAAUAAGCAGCUGACUUCCAAUGACCUUAUUUGGAGACUACAGAGACAGAGGACACAUUACCAAGGACUGAACAGAUACAAGGUGAAAUUCCUGGGCACAAUCAACCAGCAGCAUAGCCCACAUGACCUUCUGUGCCAGCUUAAACAAAGGGUGAACAUGACAACACUGAAGACUUCUGACCUGCCUGAGAAUGUUAGUUCCUGGAGUCAGUAUCUACCCAAUAAGGACAUUCAUGAGGCAGUGGGGAAACUAAAGCGGUGUGCUGUAGUGUCUUCAGCAGCAUCUAUGAAAGGUUCAAAGCUCGGAGAAGAGAUAGACUCCCAUGAUGCUGUUCUUAGGUUUAAUGCUGCACCUACUAAAGGGUAUGAGACUGAUGUGGGAUCGAAAACUACAUUCCGUCUGAUAAAUUCACAGAUUGUUACCCAGAAAGAGUUUAAAUUUCUAGAAAACUCCAUAUAUAAAGAUGUGGUAUUGAUCUUGUGGGAUCCAGCCCCGUACAAAGCUGAUGUAUAUCAGUGGUUUAAAAAGCCAGAAUAUAAAUUUGGUGAACCGUAUCAGAAAUAUCAAGUUGCGAACCCCGGCCAGCUGUUUUAUAUCAUGAAGCCACAAUCUCUGUGGCAGAUUUGGAACAUAAUUCAGGAGAACGCACCAGAACGAAUCCAUCCAAAUCCUCCAUCAUCUGGGACAAUUGGGAUCCUAUGGAUGAUGAAUAUUUGCGAUGAAGUAAAUGUGUAUGAAUUUCUGCCAUCUUCACGUCAGUCGGACCAGUGUUAUUAUUUCCGGAAAUAUUCUGACACAGCUUGUACGUACGGAGCCUACCAUCCACUUAUAUAUGAGAAAAACUUGAUAGGAAAACUCAACCAGGGACCAGAGGAUGAUAUCUACAAGAAGGGGAAAAUAACCUUGCCUGGACUUAAAAAUAUAGAGUGCUCGAUGGGAUAACAGAUAACAGAAAAUAAAGACUGUCAUGACUUUAAUCUCAAUCAUAACCAUGAGAACACUGGAGAGUAUUGGUUGUGCCGACUACCAGAGUCCUUACAAGGAAUAUUCUUGCUAUGUCUCAAGUGAAGGGACUUACAUUUUAUUUAUUUCCAGAUGCUCAUAAAGCACCAGCUUAUUCCGCAGCGCUGUACAAAGAUUAUCACCACCCACAACAGACUGUAACUUAUUUAUUUAAAUGUACUUGUAUUUAAGAAAAAAAUCAUUAUUUAUAUUUUAUUGAAAAUGGUGAGAAUGGUAGGAUGGGGUGCAUGAAGAAUUUAGUCAUAUAGGAUUCAUGUAAUUCAUAUGUGGCACACACUUGCAUAGACUGUUGAUACACAUGCACUCUUGCUAAACACAAUGGGGGCCCAUAAUCAAAUUUCAUUUUCUUUUAAGGCUGGGUUCACACUACGUUUUUCAACUACGGUUCCCGCAUACGUUUUCUAUCAAAAUCCGUAUGGGGAAAAAACUGAUGGAACAGUAUGGGAAAAAGUAAACCGUAUACGUUUUUAAACAGUAUACUGUUUUUAAAAGUGCAUACUGUUCCGUCCGUUUUUAUAAAAAAAAAAAAAACACAUAAGUUUUUGAAAAUUCUGUCCAUUUUUAAUGGGAG
This is a messenger RNA of Hyla sarda, 2251 nucleotides long. RefSeq names its product beta-galactoside alpha-2,6-sialyltransferase 1-like. Gene Ontology annotation, molecular function: sialyltransferase activity. The transcript is spliced from 6 exons. The coding region runs from base 379 to 1599 and encodes 406 amino acids. The record is from RefSeq and is a predicted model, not a curated record. NCBI's taxonomy places the organism in Eukaryota, Metazoa, Chordata, Amphibia, Anura, Hylidae.